Molecule: messenger RNA, 4612 nt
Organism: Dendrobium catenatum
Lineage: Eukaryota; Viridiplantae; Streptophyta; Magnoliopsida; Asparagales; Orchidaceae
Product: UPF0676 protein C1494.01-like
Exons: 5
Coding region: 77-532 (151 amino acids)
Source: RefSeq, a predicted model, not a curated record
UAUUUAUAUUUAUAUUUAUAUUUUUUCCCUGCAUAAAAACUAUGUUGCCGUUCCUCCAGCAUGAACGGCAAAGCGAAUGGCCGGAAGCUUGCAGCUCCCUUUGGUUGACUUGUUCUCAGCCGACCGUGCUGCUGCCGUCCAAUCAAUCCGUGAGGCUUGCUUGGAAUAUGGUUUUUUCUACAUAAAAAAUCAUGGAAUCGAUAGGGAGAUCCAGCUGGUCUUUCGCGAGAGCGAGAAAUUUUUUUCUUUGCCUUUUGAUGAGAAGAUGAAGCUUCAACGCAACGAUGAUCACAGAGGAUAUACUCCUCCUUAUGCUGAGAAUCUGGACCCAUCCUCUAAAUCCAAAGGAGAUUUGAAGGAGAGUUUCUACAUAGGUCCAGCCAAAAGCUGCAAAUCUAUUCUCGAGUCAAAUCAGUGGCCUUCCGAAGCGAGCCUGCCAUUAUGGAGAGCUACAAUGGUUUCUUACCAUGAAAAAGUCCUAUGUUUCUUGUUCAUUAGUGAGACAAAUGCACUUAGACCAUUCUUAGAUUAAUUUACAGGAGGUAUAGUUGUUUUAGCUUUUGAUUUUUUGACAAAAUGUUAAAUUCUUAAUUCGUUGGAAUUGAAUUUUUUUCAGCUAGGGUAGAAUGAUGCAUAUCUACGAGUCUACAUUCAUUAGUACACAAAUCCUGUGCAUGGAUAUUGAUUUAGUUGCCUCUAUUACAUAGCUUAUGUUUUUCUUUUUCUUCUUUUUUUUUUUGGAUAAAAUAUGCCUUGAUGAUCCUAUUGAGAACGUGAUGAGGUCAUCGAUCAACGGUUCAGACACGUGUAUCGCCGGAAGCAUCGCCGAUCGAUGGCCACGAUUCAGAGCUUAUAUUUUUAGUUAUUCAUGCAUUUUCAGUUUUCGGUAUUCCUGUUUUACCCUUGUGUGUGAGUGAGUCAUGUUGGGGCCCCGAGGGCGAUGUAGUCAUUAUUUAUGCUUUUAUUUUCUUGUACCUCAUGACCUAUAUAUAGGGGUCAUGUAUCAUUGUAUGAGGCUAAUGAAGAUUAUGAAAUUUUGUUUUGAUUUCCCUUGUCUUCUUCUUUUUCUCAUUGUGGAGAGUUAGAGAGGAGAGUGAAAGCCCAAGGUGAGGGCGAAACGCAACACCCACCAGUCAUUGGAAGAGUCCGUGGCUCGUGGUCUAUAUCCCGCAUCCGAUUUCCCCUCUUCCUCCCCAACCCGCCGGCCUCCCACUUCCCAUAGCCGCCGGCCUCCCUCCACCACCAUCAUCCGAUGGUGACUUUUCAAUCAUCGGUUUAAUCCCCGUCCCCUUCAAAUUCAGAUUUUUGAAAAUUCAAAAUUUGAAUUUCAAAAUCUUUCCUUUUUUAGAAAUUCCAAAUUAGGAAAGUUUUGAAUUCGUUUCAUGACAAAUUCCAAAUUUCAAAUGGAUUUUGUUUUAGUUCUUUUCAAAUCUCAUGCAAGCAAUUUUGGAAGCCACCCACUAGCACCCACACCAAAUCCCUCCUUCUAGAAACCGCCGGCCACAUGCUUGGGUGGAGCCCCAUUAAGGCUCCAUUAAGGCAUUGAAUCCUCUUGAAUUAGGAAUUAACUCCACUUAAUUUUCCCUCCUAAUUUACUUAAAACUGAAAUCUAAUUUCAGUUUUAAGUUUUCAAAUCCCUCUCCCCUCUAUUGACCGCCGGCCCCUCUCUUUGGCUUCCCCCUUGUUCUUUCCUUUUAAGGCUCCAUCAAUUUGAAUUCUAAUUCAAUUCCUAAUUAAUUUCCCUCCACAUUUAAUUAAAUCUGAAAUUUAUUUCAGAUUUGAUUAGGGACUAAUUAGGAUUGAAACUUUCAAACCCUAAGCUCUCCCCCCUUGCACCCGCCAACCCCCUCCCUCUCCCCUUGGAAUCCCGCCGGCCUCCUCCCUCAUUCUCACCUUCACAUCUUCAAGUUUUCUCCUCUCCUCGAUAUUCUUCAUCUUCCGGAGUAAGAUCCUCUCACGCCACUAUGCAUAGAGGAUCCCGAAGUUGACAAUGGAUUGGUGCUUGACGACGAAGGACAUAUGCACCCCACCCGCUCCCCUUCUUUGACGUCGCAUUCGGGUACGACGAAACAUUGGAGGAUUAUUUGAACCGCAUCCUACCCACACUCAUCGACAUCAUAGACGAGCGAUUUGAAGACUACGAGUGGACUAUUGAAAGCAAGACGUCCGUGUGUCAUCCACCGCCGGCAACCUUUCCGUGGUUCAAGACCAUUGGCGUUGCACCCUUCCUCGUAGCAUCGUUUGGUAUGCUGAAAUUCCUCUCCCGCAAAGCCUAGUCUAGUUGAGUGAUUAUUUCCCCAAGGUGAACUUCUCGUUAUUAAAUGGCGGAUUGUUGUAAUAGCUUUUAGUGUUGCUACUAUUUUUGGUUGUCUGAAAGUUUUGGCUAAUCUACAUACUUCUUCGCCUAAGCUAGUUGAUAACUACGAAACUUUAAUGAUUUUCUUGCUAUCGCCAUAAGUUAUUAGUUGUAAUUUCUUUGCCAACUCAAUUAUAAUUUCUUACGAAGCUCCUUGCAUUUGGUAUCACAUCAGAACAUGUUGAAUUAUCUAAAAUCCUUGUUGGUUUCGUUUGAUUCCAUAGGUUGAUUUGAGUCUCUAGCUACUAGUUCAAACAUUUGUUCUAAAAAUGUUUUGCUCUACAAGUCUUCGGACCCCUUAUUGUUCAACAACAACAUCAAGCCUUUGCCCACUACGUGGGGUCGGCUACAUGAAUCCUUUUUGUCUAUUGUAUCAUGUUAAAAGUCAAAUUCUCGUUUAAAUCUAAAAAAUAAAGAUCUUUUUUAAUAUUUUCUAACCAAGUCUUCGGACCGCUUAUUGUUCAUUGAAGUUAUUUCUUUUGGAGUCCCUGCUUUCAAUCUCCUGUUUCCUUCUAUAUGUGAUAUCUAUUGUAGCAAAGAAAGUAAGUUAGUGAUGUUUCUAUUUUAUUCUGAAGCAAAUUCAGGAAGUUGAUGUUUGAUGAACUGUUGCUAUUGAUUCUUUUAGCAGCUUGUUCUAGGGUCAAUUCCCUGUUGUUAUUGACUUAUUGUAGCUAUUGUUGGUCCUUCACUUGUAUUCGGCUUUUGGCCUUCCUUAUUUUCUGAUUUUUGAAAUUUAAACUUAUUUUGGUGUUCGUUGAAAUUGAGAGUUGCUGUUUUUUGCCACAUUUUGGGAUUUUGGGAAACUAUCAAUUGUGGGUUUAGAUUUGACUAUAAAUAGGACUCUAUGCAUGUAAAUUUCAUUCCAUAGUUCAAUAAAAUUUCAGAUUUUCUUUCAAACUUAUGUUUUGUGUUGGACACAAAUUUCUUAUAUGCAGUGUAAAGUUUCAUGACAACUUCCGUGGAAAGAUUUCAAUGAGUUUACAAAAGUUUAACAUCAUGCUUGAAAUAGAUUUGCUAGAUUGUAUGUUUGAAAAAUAGUUUUUUUUAAGGGACAAGCCCAAAUUGUAUUCAAUAGAAAGGGAAAUACAACGACCCAAUUAUAGCGUUUGAGAGCAUAAACACCAAAUUACAAUACAACGAUUGUGAACCAAAUCUCCAAAAGAAAAUAGCUAAGAUGAGAAUAUGAAAGCCUACAAAACAUCCAAGAAGAAAUGAUCCGAACAAAAAAUCAAAUACCACAACCUAGACGGUCUUAGUAAUGGAAAUCCUGCAACCACUGAUCCGCCAAGGAGGGACCAUCCAUUGGAGAUAGCAAGCCACAAGGCAACCAGCCGAAUAUCGCACAAGAAAGAAUCAUCAACCCACAAGGCAAUAUUAUACCACCAAGGUUACCAGCUAUCCAAGGCCAAACUAAUGGGACUAGCAAUGAGGUUAAUGAGACAAUUAUUAUCAUCAACUCUCUCAUUCCCACCUUCCUUGUUAUCGCCAGUGAUAGUCAAAACCAAAUCAGACACUUCCCCCUCAACAUCAACAUGACUACCCAAAGGAAAAGCAGAAGUCGGUUGUUCAUCGACUCCCAAAGAAGCAACUUCCACCUCAACACCAUAACCCGCAUCAGCAUCAGUAGGACCCAACACCAAAACCUUAUCAAUUUCAUCACAAAAAAAAUUCACAUUAUUCAACUCGUUAAUAAAAGGCGGAUGAGCGGACAAGGAAGGGAUAGAAGGAAUAUCUAAAUUACCUUAAACACCAUCACAAUAUGUAUUAAUAUUAACAUGUUUAGUGUCAUUAGUAGGACCAAUAUGUGGGGUAGAAGAAGGAUGAGGGCGGCAAUUCCCAAUCAAAUGCCCAAUACACUUAUAGGAAGCACAAAAUGGGGGAAAAACUUCUGUCACAACUUGCUGAAUAUAUCCAAAUUUCUCUGGCCCUAGUAAAACUUUAUAAGGAUAAGUUUUUGUUAUGUCAAGCUCAAUCAAAACCCGAGCCACUGAAGGAUGAGAGCCAACAUAAGUAGUAUUAUCAACCUUUAACGACCUGCCAAAAAUUAAACCCAAGCCAUGAAGGAUGCGGGGGGAGAAGAGGUGGGGAUAAAGGUUCGAGAAGGAAAUCCAGAUGGGGAUGACCGGGGACUCAACACCAACAUCAUAUAAAGGAGACCAUUUGGUCAAUUUCAAAUAGCAAUUGUUAACAAGCUAAGAUCUAGGACAAAAAAUUCUAUUGUAAUCUGAUGCGGGCCGCCGCCGACCGGCAGAGGGA